GACCGACCGACUGACCGCCACGGCAAACGUCGAGCCUCACACACCAGUACCACUUCUUGUUCUUGUUGCUCGACCCACUCGCCACCCAUCAGCACCCUAGUGACGAGCGAUUAGCACCAUCUCCUUCCCGUCUCUGACACGCGCUUGCCACCCCCGUGCUGCCAACGCCGACGAGCGCAUCAUCCGUUGCCCAACCAACUUUUUAGACCGACGUAAUUACAGCACUAAGCCUGGCCCAGUCCCUACCCCGCGUAACCGGCCCCCGCGCAACUUUCCAGCUGCCACCACCUCACCGCGCGCGACACGACACCCCGACGCAUUUAACCCAACAGCCUCAACCUCGGAUGUCUGCAUUUGCGUCUUCCCCAUUCCUCCCAUUUACAGCGCUCGCAGACGAGCGGACCAACAGCAUCGCGUCAUACCUUGACUUUGCGGGCAUGGAGCGCGCCAAGACGCCAAGUGCCGCCUCGAAUGCCGCCGACAGCCCCGUGAUGGUCAAGGGCAGCGGCGGCUACGGUGGCGGCCUCAAGCGAUCCCUGGACGACAUUCUCGAGCUCGGCAACGAGGACGAGGACGUCCUCUCGGCGCACCAGCACCAGGCAAAGAAGCGUGCUUCCUCCAGCUCGGCCGGCUCGGUUGUCGACGACGCGAGCAGCUCGAGCGAGUCCAUCUCGGCCGCCAGCGCGUCCGCACCCACGCAGUCGUGGAGCGAUGCCGUUCUCGAGCUUCUCGGUGGCCGCUCAGCGUCUACUGCCCCUGGUGUGGUGGCCUCGUCACCAACGCCGACCCUCGGCCCCUCGACAUCAUGGCAGUCGUCAGCGCCGUCGCCCGUCCCCCUCACACCGCCCGCCACGCUCAUCAACCACGAGCUCUUCCUGGCCGCGGCUGCCGUCGCAGCUCCGUCCAUUUCCAACAACCUCAAGGACGUCAUGGCGUCGGGAGCCCUCGGGCUCAGCUUUGGCCUCGAGCUCGCCAUUACCCCGCAGAUGGUCAAGACGGCCAAGGACGCGGGGUACCACUCGCUUCACGUCGACUUUGGCACCAACAAGCCAAACUUCCAGAUGGCCUCAGAGGUGUUCUACACGGCAUUGAACCUUGGCAUCACGCCCAUCUGUGUCCUCCCCGCCGUCCAGCCCGACAUCAUCUCGCGCGUCCUCGACAACGGUGCCCAGGGCAUCAUGAUCCGUGCCAACACGGCCGACGAGGCUGCCGACAUUGUCAGGAGUACAAAGUACUACCCUGUUGGCCAGCGACCACCGACCCUCAAGCAGCCUCGCAAGGCGCAGAGCACACACAUUGCAAAGGCGCAGCAGGUCGCAAACGAGGCUGUCCUCGCUGUCCCUGUCAUCGACUCUGUUCAGGGUGUCAACAACUGCGAGGCCAUUGCCGCUAUCCCUGGCGUCGACAUGGUCUUCAUCAAUGUCUCUGGCUUGAGCACCGACCUUGGUUGCUCGGGCCAGUACGACGACCCGCGGGUCUACGACUCGCUUGCGCGCAUCUGCCGCGCCGCAACAAAAGCUUCGACUGCUUCGCACCCAGUGUACGUCGGACUGAGUGGCAAGGCAUGCGUCCGUCCCGACCUCAUCUCUCGGUUGAGGUCAGAGUUCCCCUGUGUGCGCUGCGCGCUCGCGGGACGGGACACGAGCAUCCUGCAGUCUGGCAUGGAGGUCUACGUGACCAUGCUCCGUGGGGUGGAGCUCGGCAUGCCGUCCCCAUGGAACAUGCCCGCCGUUUCGAUCGACCCGUCUCUGAUCACUGGCGGCGCGUCUCCCAACCAAACACAAAAACCAAAGCUGUUGAGCCAGCGCGCUGUCCCCAGCAGCGGCACCAUGAACCCCUUGGGAGCCAGCCCCCUGCUCAGCAUGAACCCUCUGUAGUCCCUGUGUCCCGAGCGACCUUGACAUCAUUAUAUUUGGCAUCCACAUCACCCCUGCAUCGGUUCCUGGAGUCUCCUUCGUUGUACAGAAUAGUAGUAGUUUGGGCGAUAUGCAGCCUUCAGCAGUAAACACAA
Messenger RNA from Vanrija pseudolonga, 2011 nucleotides. RefSeq names its product 2-keto-3-deoxy-L-rhamnonate aldolase. The transcript has 3 exons. Gene Ontology annotation, molecular function: aldehyde-lyase activity. Gene Ontology annotation, cellular component: cytoplasm. Lineage: Eukaryota; Fungi; Basidiomycota; Tremellomycetes; Trichosporonales; Trichosporonaceae. The record is from RefSeq and is a predicted model, not a curated record. The coding region runs from base 345 to 1877 and encodes 510 amino acids.